AUGCGAACGGCGGAUUCGGGGAAAAGUGGAGCCGCGGUUUUUGCGGAGAACGAAGACGGUUUGGUAUCUGUACAGACCCGUAAUGGACAGUAUCAGACAAUACGGCCCCGGGAGGAGGUCGGUACACUCGGUACACUCGAUACAGCCGGUAUUAAAGUAGCAGGGUGGAAAGCAGAUGAUCAAUAUUAG
This is a messenger RNA of Penicillium angulare, 189 nucleotides long. RefSeq lists its product as uncharacterized. Lineage: Eukaryota; Fungi; Ascomycota; Eurotiomycetes; Eurotiales; Aspergillaceae. The transcript has a single exon. The coding region runs from base 1 to 189 and encodes 62 amino acids. The record is from RefSeq and is a predicted model, not a curated record.